This is a messenger RNA of Ricinus communis (castor bean), 444 nucleotides long. RefSeq lists its product as uncharacterized. The record is from RefSeq and is a predicted model, not a curated record. The transcript has 2 exons. The coding region runs from base 1 to 444 and encodes 147 amino acids. Lineage: Eukaryota; Viridiplantae; Streptophyta; Magnoliopsida; Malpighiales; Euphorbiaceae.
AUGCCCCAAACCAAUAUGCAGACAGUUGAGAUAUUCGAUAUUUGGGGUAUUGACUUCAUGGGACCCUUCCCUUCUUCAAAUGGUAAGGAAAGACAGUGGCAACUAGGUGAAUUGGAGGAAUGGCGUCAACAAGCAUAUGAAAACUCCUCAAUUUACAAGGCAAAGACAAAGAAGUGGCACGAUCAGAGGCUCAAAGGUCCCAAGGAGUUUCAGAGUGGAGAUAGAGUAUUGCUAUAUAACUCACGUCUUCGGUUGUUCCCAGGGAAGCUCAUGAGUCGAUGGUCGGUGUCAUUCGUGGUUAAGCAAGUUUUCUCAUAUGGCAUAGUCGAGCUUCAUCAUCCUGAGAAGGCUGAUUUCAAGGUCAAUGGACAUAGGCUCAAGGUGUAUCAUGGAAACUCGUUGGAGACUGAGCAGCAGGUUAACAUGAUUAUGUACCUACAAUGA